AAUUUACGCGUUAUUGUGCAUACCCACUAUCAAUUUUUUGCUACACUAAGCUGCCGUGUACAUACACAUUCUAGUGAAAAUCAGAUUUUUAUUGCUAUUGAACUUCGGUCUGACUAAUUGUGAGGAAGUCAUCGUCCUGGCUAUGUCCGUGUGGCGGUAUUGAGUGGUUCUGUGAUGUCUGACGGCGAUCCAUCUCUCGAGGAGGAUAUACCGCUACCGUUGCUUGAGAAAGUUGAAGAAAAUGUAUUUACACCUAAGAUAGCGACUCCGAUUUAUGCUGGGAGCGUGAAACUGCACCAUAGAAGAUCUGACGUUGCUGAGACUGAAUUAUUCCUGACUGACGCUCAGCGCAAUGAGCUUGCGUUCAAACAACUAUUCGAAAGUGGAGAUGGAGCUUUCCUCGAAGCGGAGAAGGAGGCGACGGAGAAGACGGACCUGCAGGCAAUGUCGGUGCUCAGCAAUUACCAGGACAAUCUCUCGCAGGACAUGAACACCGAUCGAGACAACGGUAGUGAAGCAUCGACGCGUGCGGCGGAGGAAUGCGGGUGCGGAGAGCCGGCAGGGCUCGCUGUCGGUAAUGGGAAAGAGCUCAACCACUGCUCUAUAGUGAUGGGAGGGGUGCUAAACAAUCCCUCCCUGACAUUCAACGACGGCUUACGCUCAAUAGACUACGUGCUGGUGUGGGAGUCGGGUAAGGAAGAAGCGAGAACGCGAGAGGCGCUCGAAAGAAGGAGGGUUUUUGAGGAGAAUCUCAUUGAAGCAGGAUUGGAGCUCGAAAGGGAUGCGCCACCUGACUGCCAUGGGCUUCAUUUUGUUAAGAUACACGCUCCACUAGAAGUAUUACGAGACUACAGUGAGAUUCUUAAACUUCGAAUGCCAAUGAAGGACUGCAGUAAGGUACGCAAAGGUGGAAGAACGAAUGCCAUACUGAAUGCUGCCUUGUACAUGUCGAAGUUUACAGCUCUGAAGAAUGUAGAAGAGAAGACAAAUAGUUUGAUGGAUCAGAUGGCCGCCUGUUGGGAUCGGUUCAUGUCCAAGAUUGAAGUAGACACGAACUAUUUUCCUGAGAGGAAGCAUCGCCUUACUGCCAUCUAUUCAAAGGAUAAGGAGUACUUAUUCGACACACAAUCGGAAUGCUUCUGGACACCGUCUAUACGUUCACGCAUCGUGCAAUUCAUAUUGGACCGCAAAAAGUUCUCCGAGCACCCUACGGACGACUUCUGUUUCGGAAUUUCACGACUCAUCUCCAAUAACACAUAUAGUGCCGCUUAUCCGUUACAUGAUGGUGAUAUUAAAACGCCAGGGUCAAUGCGACACCUGUUGUACACGGAAUGGGCGGACAUCACCAAAUGCCUCAAGUAUCAACCUCUCGACUACGUCAAAGAUUAUUUCGGAGUUAAAAUUGGCUUGUAUUUUGCAUGGCUGGGUUUCUACACGCACAUGCUGAUUCCUGCCUCGAUAGUGGGCCUCAUUUGUGUCAUUUACGCCGCUGCAACUAUAUAUAAUCAUCCUCCGAGCAACCAAAUCUGCAAUUACAACUCGACGAUAAAGAUGUGUCCGCUGUGCGAUCACUUUUGCGAGUUUUGGGACUUAAAGGACACAUGCGUCCAAUCACGCAUCACGUAUCUCUUCGACAACUCUACCACUGUGUUCUUUGCUGUUUUCAUGAGUUUGUGGGCUGCGUGUUUCUUAGAGAUGUGGAAGCGCUACUCAGCGGAGAUGACGCACCGCUGGGACUUAACUGGCUUCGACGUUUACGAGGAACAUCCCCGUCCGCAGUAUUUGGCUAGGCUAGCACAUGUUAAACGAACACAGCUCAACGUGGUUACGGGAGAACGCGAGCCUAUGGUACCGUUUUGGCGAAUGCGACUCCCAGCUGCCCUCAUGUCGUUCAGCGUGGUCUCCUUACUCGUUCUCCUCGCGUUAGCCUCGGUGCUGGGUGUAGUAUUGUACAGAACUUCGCUCUUGGGAGCUCAAAUACUGCGACAAAACGAAAACAAGCUGAUUACUACUUAUCCUAUCUUGUUUACAUCCAUCACCGCUGCCUGUAUCAACUUGGUGUUCAUUUGUAUAUUUAAUUAUAUCUAUCAAUACCUCGCCGAAUGGCUAACGGAGAAAGAGCUCCUCCGCACACAAACGGAAUUCGAUGAUUCUUUAACUUUGAAAAUAUAUUUGCUGCAAUUCGUCAACUACUACGCGUCGAUAUUUUACAUCGCCUUCUUUAAAGGCAAGUUUGUGGGGAGGCCUGGAGACUAUGUUAAGCUAUUUGGACAUCGGCAAGAAGAGUGUGCACCCGGAGGGUGUCUUCUGGAGUUGUCCAUUCAGUUGGCGAUCAUAAUGAUCGGUAAGCAGUUCAUCAACACCAUCGUCGAAAUGAUGAUGCCUUACUUGCUCAAGUGGUGGAAUAUCAUCCGCACUAUUGGACGGAAGAAGCGGAUGAAAAACUCUAGUCAAUGGGUUCAAGACUUUAAGCUAGUUGAUUUUGGCCAAAUGGGAUUGUUUCCUGAAUAUUUAGAAAUGGUUCUCCAGUACGGGUUCGUAACAAUAUUCGUGGCAGCGUUUCCGUUGGCCCCUCUCUUUGCACUGAUAAACAACGUGUUGGAAAUGCGUUUAGACGCCAAGAAGUUCCUUCGUUGCUACCGGCGGCCCGUACCGCAACGCGUCAGCGAUAUCGGCGUAUGGUACCGCAUUCUUGACUCUAUUGGGAAACUCAGCAUCAUUACCAACGGUUUCAUAAUAGCGUUCACAUCAGAGUUCAUCCCUAGACUGGUGUACUGGUACGAGUACGGACACAUGAAUCAGUAUGUGAACCACACACUGGUGGACUUCGACGUCAAUCUGCUUAAGGAAUUCUUGCCAAAAGAAAGCAAGUAUGAAGGGGACAAAUGCAGCUACUGGUACAAUAAACCCGACGAUGAUUAUGAACGCAGUAAUUGGUACUGGCAUGUGUUCGGUGCCAGAUUAGCCUUUGUCGUCGUGUUCGAAAACGUAGUAGCCCUGGUAAUGAUCAUAAUAAAAUGGGCGAUUCCGGACAUAUCGAGCGAGCUCCGUGACCGCAUAAGACGCGAGGCUUACGUCAUCAAUAGCCUCAUACUGGAAGAGACACGAUCCCGGUCCCGGGCUGACCGGAGUUCCCGUUCCCGGUUCCUCGAGACAGAGGCACAAGCAGUGGAUGUAGAGCCGUCGAAUCUACAUGAUCUGGUGGCCAUGUCUGGCUCGGACUUCGACUUGGCCGCGCACGGUGGGUACGACCCUCACAAUAUGACAACAAAUAUCGUGGCGCCGGAGCUGCCGGACGACGACGAGUACGGGCCGACGCAAGUGUAAAAUAAGUAAUAUUUGUAAAACUUUUGUUAUAAAACGGUAAAAAAUCAAAGAGUCAGGGAAAGAAUAAGAUACUAAGAUUAGGUUCAGAUGGAUGCACAUUGGUCGCGUGUUGAAACGUUCAAUUGACCAGAGACAAUGCACGGUGCAAAAGCAAAGUAGGAAAUCGUCUAAAACGUCAUAUUACGACAAAAACGCGCGUUGAUUUGAACAGGUACACUG
Messenger RNA from Hyposmocoma kahamanoa, 3546 nucleotides. Its product is annotated as anoctamin-1-like. Gene Ontology annotation, cellular component: plasma membrane. The transcript has 21 exons. Lineage: Eukaryota; Metazoa; Arthropoda; Insecta; Lepidoptera; Cosmopterigidae. Gene Ontology annotation, molecular function: chloride channel activity; protein dimerization activity. Gene Ontology annotation, biological process: chloride transmembrane transport. The record is from RefSeq and is a predicted model, not a curated record. Bases 175 to 3327 code for a protein of 1050 amino acids.